UUCCUGAAACUCCAGAGGGACAGUCCUGAAGACUCCUCCCUGGUAGUCAAAAAUUCAAAACUCAGGAGAUGGAGGAGCUGGCCCUCAGAGGUGCUGUCCAUAAAAGCUUUCUGAAACAGGGCAAAACAAAUAAUUAAGAACCAAAGACGUCUCACUACAGACAUGGUUGAAAAGAGGAAAAAAAAGGAACCAGACAGACUUUGGGGUCACAGAGAAAUAAAGCAGAGUUGGAAAGGAGAAAACAGGCCCACUCCCACCUGAGGGAGGUUCCAGGGAAGAACCUCCACCCCCACCUCAGGAAGGUUCCAGGGAAGAACCCCUCCAACCAGGUCACAAUGGCUGGAGCUCUGAAGGGCCGAGGGUCCCUGAGUCAGGAGAGGAGGAAGUCCAAGGAAAGAUGGCUGGCAGUCACCCCUACUUCAACCUGCCUGACUUCACGCAGCCAUCACCGCCCUCUACUCCGCCCAGUCUCCCAUCGCACCAGCGCUGCCGGCCCUCCGAUGCCACCAAGGGGCUGCUCGUGGCCCUGCUGGGUGGGGGCCUACCUGCUGGCUUCGUGGGCCCCUUCUCCCGUAUGGCUUACCAGGCUUCCCACUUUCCCUCGCUGGAGCUACUCAUCUGUCGAUGCCUCUUCCACCUCCCCAUUGCCCUGCUACUUAAACUGCGUGGUGACCCCCUCUUAGGACCUCCCGAUGUCCGAGGUCGGGCCUGCCUCCACGCCCUGCUCAACGUCCUCAGCAUCGGAUGUGCCUACAGUGCAGUUCAGGUGGUGCCUGCUGGCAAUGCUGCCACCGUCCGCAAAGGUUCUUCCACUGUCUGCUCUGCUCUCCUCGCCUUCUGCCUCGAGAGCCAGCGUCUCAGCGGCUAUGACUGGUGUGGCUUGUUGGGCAGCACUCUGGGACUCAUCAUCAUUGUGGGACCUGGACUAGGGACCCUGCAGGAGGGGACCACGGGCCUCUACACCGCCCUAGGCUAUGUGCUUGCUUUCCUAGGUGGCCUGGCACUGUCACUGGGGCUCCUGGUGUAUCGCUCCCUCAACUUUCCCUCCUGCCUUCCAACGGUGGCCUUCCUGUUUGGUUUGGUGGGGCUGGUGGGUUCUGGGCCAGGCCUCUUUAUGCUGCAGACCCCCGUGCUGCCCAAGGAUCCUCUGAGUUGGAGCUGUGUGGGGGCAGUGGGGAUUCUUGCCCUAGUCUCCUUUGUGUGUGUGAGUUAUGCGGUCACUAAGGCCCACCCCGCCCUGGUAUGUGCUGUCCUGCACUCUGAGGUGGUGGUGGCCUUGAUGCUGCAGUACUAUGUGCUCUAUGAGACCGUGGCACCUUCUGACAUCAUGGGGGCAGGGGUUGUUUUGGGCAGCAUCGCCAUUAUCACUGCCCAGAACCUCAGCUGUGAGAGGGAAGGGCAGGUGGAGAAGUGAGAUCCAACUUGAGAGCCUGGGGGUGGGGGUGGGGGCUGGGUAAAUAGAAGGACAAACUGGAAUACUAACAUGGGAGAACAAGUGACUAGGAAAGAACUGGUGUGGGAGAGAGAUACCCCUUUGAGUCAAGGAUGACUUGGGGACUUGGUGGAGAGGGACUGCCGAGAAGACUUGUAAUAAGCCUGGAGACCAACACAUUUGGCGUCUAGGCUGGGGCUUGAAGGAAGGUCUGAGGAGCAGGUCCAAGGAAGGGGCUGAGGCAGGCAGGCCAUAAAACACGGAGAGGAUUUUCCCCUGGGCAGCAGAGAGAAGAGCUUUGGGGCUGGAGUGCUUGGGGCUUUCAGGCAAACGGAGCAAGCAGCUGCGCUGGGGGAAGGGAGUGUGCUUUUCUUUCCCUGAGCGAUGGUUUCCCUUCCUCGUGGUUAUACCUACUCGCCUUGGGGUGGUGACGUGAUAUUGACAUCAAACAAGGAUCACUCUGAAUGUGGCUGUGCAGUUGGUGUCAUCUCUGCUUUGGAAGGACAGUGGAAGUCCUACUCCCCCCUUUCCCCCGGCUUGGAGAAUCCCCUGGGAUCCCCGCACCUUCCGCCCCAUCUUAUUUUUGAAAUACUCUAGGAGGGGGAGGAUUUCCUAAUGUUCAGAUGCCUUGACCCCUAGUCCCUCAGGACUUCUGUGUCCCGCCCAAUGGUUAAUCUGCUUUUCUUGGAUUGUCGCGGUCCCGUGAUCUCUCCCGGACGGCGGUGGCCAACGUCCUUCCGGAGCAGGCCGCAGAGCUGAGGCCUCUGAGCGGCUCAGGUCGGGGAUCCAGAACCAGAACUCCAUACAGCGCCCUACAUCAGAGGCCAGGAGAUGCCCACCCGUCCCAGGAGGCAGCUAGACAGCUAUCAGCUACUUCCGGACCAGCAAUCGGCCUCGCCAUCUUGAUCUGUUCUUGCAUAUUCAGAGAGAUUACUGCAUAUUCAUGAUCAAGAAUGGCCCCCGCACUCCCCCACUCCGGGAACCCACUUGGGAGGAUCCGACCGGCCCCGCCUCCUUCAUUACAGAAUCUCAGAACAGACCAUUUUCCAGCGUGGGGGAUUAUAUUAAUAAGAAACUUUAGCUAAAGAUGAAACCGCACGCCAAACUAGAAUAAAACUGGCCUAUAUUUA
Odocoileus virginianus texanus is the source of this 2562-nucleotide messenger RNA. It is a transcript of the gene SLC35G6, whose product is annotated as solute carrier family 35 member G6. The record is from RefSeq and is a predicted model, not a curated record. Gene Ontology annotation, cellular component: membrane. NCBI's taxonomy places the organism in Eukaryota, Metazoa, Chordata, Mammalia, Artiodactyla, Cervidae.